CAAUUUGUUACACUUGUGUCAUGAAAAAUCUCCCGAGUAUAGUCUUUCUCGGAUACGCCUCACUACUGCUAUUUAUAAUUGGACAACCCCGAUGUGAAGCUCAAUUUACCGGAUUUUUUGCUCCCGUCAAAAGAUUUGAGUGCAGAUUCUUGAAGCCUGUGAAGAUAUUUAUACCGUGGUUCCCGAAAUGUCCAGAAGCGCAAUCCGGCAAUGAUUCCCCAUCAAGUUCAUCGUCGUCAUCAAGUUCUUCGUCGUCUUCAAGUUCCGAAGAAUCGAUUCCAGAACAAGAGCCUGAGAAGGAGCAAUCCCCUGAGGUUGAGCAAUCGCCAGAGGAACAGUCACCUGAGCAAUCCCCUGAAGUAGAGCAAGAGCCAGAUGAGCAAUCACCUGAAGUCGAGCAAGAGCCAGAGGAGCAGUCUCCUGAAGUAGAGCAAGAUCCAGAGGAGCAAUCACCUGAAGUCGAGCAAGAGCCAGAGGAGCAAUCCCCUGAAGUAGAGCAAGAGCCAGAGGAGCAAUCACCUAAAGUAGAGCAAGAUCCAGAGGAGCAAUCACCUGAAGUAGAGCAAGAGCCAGAGGAGCAAUCACCUGAAGUAGAGCACGAGCCAGAGGAGCAAUCGCCGGAAGCAGAGCAAGAGCCAGAGGAGCAAUCACCUGAAGUAGAGCAAGAGCCAGAGGAGCAAUCACCUGAAGUGGAGCAAGAGCCAGAGGAGCAAUCACCUGAAGUCGAGCAACAGUCAGAGGAGCAAUCACCUGAGGUAGAGCAAGAGCCAGAGGAGCAAUCACCUGAAGUGGAGCAAGAGCCAGAGGAGCAAUCACCUGAAGUAGAGCAAGAGCCAGAGGAGCAAUCCCCUGAAGUAGAGCAAGAGCCAGAGGAGCAAUCCCCUGAAGUAAAGCAAGAGCCAGGGGAGCAAUCACCCGAAGUAGAGCAAGAGCUAGAGGAGCAAUCACCUGAAGUAGAGCAAGAGCCAGAGGAGCAGUCCCCUGAAAUAGAGAAAGAGCCAGAGGAGCAAUCACCUGAAGUAGAGCAAGAGCCAGAGGAGCAAUCCCCUGAAGUAGAGCAAGAGCCAGAGGAGGAAUCCCCUGAGGUACAGCAAGAGCCAGAGGAGCAAUCACCUGAAGUAGAACAAGAGCCAGAGGAGCAAUCCCCUGAAGUGGAGCAAGAGCCAGAGGAGCAAUUUCCUGAAGUAGAGCAAGAACCAGAGAAGCAAUCACCUGAAGUAGAGCAAGAGCCAGAGGAGCAAUCACCUGAAGUAGAGCAAGAGCCAGAAGAGGAGCAGCCACAAGAGGAAUCGCCGGAAGAGCAACCGCCAGAGGAGGAAGUGCCGGAAGAUCAAGCUUCUGAAAAAUAUUCAACACUCCUCGAUCUCGGGGACUUCUUAGUACAGAUAAGGGCAAAAGGUGAUUUGAAUGGGGACAACUAUUGCGAUGAAUUCCCUUGCAAUUUCAACUGGCUUCAUGACGUUACUGAUGAUGAUGAUAUCAUGCUGUCCUACAAGAUCAACCAGGCAGGCCGCGAGAUCGAAAACAUUGAAAAGAAUCCGGUUGGAUUGUGCGAAGCCAGUCAUCAAUCUUAUGAUUCUGUUGACAACAUUGUCUGGAGGGCUAUCUCUUCGAUGAUAGCGGGUGAAACUGACUCUUGUCCAAUAUCAAGUGGCUCGUAUAAACUACAAGAAUCGGAGAAGCAAAUCGUGUAUCUAUCUGACAAACCACUUCCAUGCUUGUCUCUGACGAUUGAUUUCGAAUUGUUUCAUAAAGAUUCGAGACCAUUUGUAACAGGGGAAUUACUGUAUGGCUCACCGGACAGCGAUGAGGAUGACGAAGGAGACUGCUGGGCUGGUUAUACUUCAUCUGAGUCAGAGGAGGAACCUGAGCCCGAGCAGGAGUCUGAACCGGAGCAGGAUAAACCAAAAUCGGAAAAAUUCACUGAAACUCGCGAAGCAGUCCAGUUUUUCGUCAAAAUAACAGAUAAUGAUUAUGUAUCCGUUGAUGGCGGCUACUGUGACGAAUCCCCCUGUAACUUCGAGUGGCUCAAGGAUAUCACUGAUAGUAGUGACUUAGUGAUUAGCUAUGAGAUUAACUCUAGGACCACCCAGCUCGCUAAAAGUGAAGGGGAUCCACCUGGAUUAUGCGAGACUAGUCGUAACCCACCUGAUACCUGGGACAAUAUUGCUUGGAAAAGUUUGUCGUUAAUAACAGCCGGUGGCACUGAGGCUUGUCCCAUAUCAACUGGUACGUACGCGUUCGAUGAAGAAGAUGGCGACCACACGCUUUUAUUCACAACGGAUAAGCCGCUUCCAUGCCCCCCUGUGCAUAUUGGUGUCACACUGGCUCAGAAAGGUUCAAAGCCAUUUUUCACGGCAGAAGUGUUGUAUACACAACUUGAGCAAAUUGAAUGUGCUGACGAGGAUUAUUCUGGCGCAGAGUAGUUAUUUCCCUUGAUUUUCAAACAAGUUGUCUGUUUUUAACUUCAAUAAAUCGAUAUAUUCAC
Diachasma alloeum is the source of this 2488-nucleotide messenger RNA. Its product is annotated as RNA-binding protein 25. The record is from RefSeq and is a predicted model, not a curated record. The transcript has 8 exons. Bases 21 to 2426 code for a protein of 801 amino acids. Gene Ontology annotation, cellular component: LUBAC complex. Gene Ontology annotation, biological process: protein linear polyubiquitination. Gene Ontology annotation, molecular function: K63-linked polyubiquitin modification-dependent protein binding; linear polyubiquitin binding; K48-linked polyubiquitin modification-dependent protein binding. NCBI's taxonomy places the organism in Eukaryota, Metazoa, Arthropoda, Insecta, Hymenoptera, Braconidae.